UCCCGGCUGAGUUGAUUACUCCGCUACCACCGACAUUUUGGGUCGUCACGUAUAAGGAGGAUACACGCGUUUGUACACCACUCUCACCAUGAAUGCCUGUCUCCCAUGUCGGAAGGUAAAGAUGAAAUGCCGGCUGAGCAGCCAGCCGGCUUCUAAAUGCGAACGUUGCGCGCGGAAGUCCCUUGAUUGCGUGUUCCAGCAACAUCGCAGAGGUCGAAAGCCUGGAACGAAAAUCUCUAAGCGGAAAGCCAUUGAGUUGCCUUCAACAGAUGCGGCCGCCAAGAAGACGCCGGACUACAGCAGAGGCACUCCAUCCGUCGCAGCGAGCGGAUCAGCUGGAGAUCCUGGUAAUUUGCAGCCAUCAGGUGUACUCAACCAAGAAGCAAUGAGAGGCAAAUUUUCGCUGCGACGCAUAUUAAGCACCACGGAUGGCGAUGCGCUGGAGCCGCCCGAAAAGCCUCUGCCAGCUCGCCUGGAAGAUCCAAUAGAACUGAGCAUAUUGAAUCUCUCUAUGGCCAAAUCUCUUUUCGAAAACUUCAUAACUCUUCUGAAUCCAUACAUCAGCCAGCUUGAUCCUCAUUUACACACUUUCGACUACGUUCGCAAAUCAUCGUUUCUUUUCACAGCAGUUCUUGCUAUGUCUGCAAAGACAUUCAACCCCAUCGUGUAUAAUGCAUUAUAUGACCAUGCGCAGGACCUCUAUACCGAAAGCUUUAGGAACGGUACCAAGUCGACCGAGAUUGUUCAAGCCAUUCUCAUUCUCACCUAUUGGAAGCAGCCGCAGGACACACGAGCUUGGACUUCGCUUGGAUAUGCAAUUCGUAUGUGCAUGGAUAUGGGAUGGCAUAAGUUAACAGCAUAUUCAGCAGCCAGCCGGACUAAUGUGGAUGAGACAAGGCGACGAGAAGUUCGUAACGUCGAAAGAACAUGGUUAGUCUUAUUUGUGUACGAUCGAAGUAUCAGCCUUCAGACAGGACGGCCCUGGAUGAUUGAGCGCAGUCCGUUUAUAGAGUCAAUCGAGGCCUGGUGCCGCGAUCCAAUAGCCGACCGAAACGAUGAUUUGCUCGGUGCAUUUGUUACAUUAAGGCUAAUGGUCUCAUCAAUAUUUUCUUUGCACGCUACCAAUUCUCGACGGGGUGAAAAGAUACCAUCAGAGAAUUUAGAACCUCUGCUUUCCAUUAAAAAAGCUAGCAUCGAGAGAUGGGAGCGUCAUUGGAUUCAAAAUGUCGAACAAAAGCAAUCGUCAGAAGAGGAGAAUUGCCAUGAAUUCUUAAUCCGUUUUUAUGGGACGCAUUUUCGAUUGCAGCUCUUCUCUUUGCCAUUGCAAGACGUAUUGUCGUCAGAGUAUUCAGAUUCAUCGCUCCAUUUGGACAUCAUUUGGGCCGCAUUCACAGGCGCCAUGGAUAUGUUGAAGUUGACAUCGCGCCAUCCAUCAUUGUUAUAUUUCGCUCAAGAUUCGAUUCAUGUCAUGACUGCUUAUAGUGCGGCUUUCCUCGUCAAGCUUCUCUUAUCUGCUCCCGAUAUAAUUGUCCAGGAUAUAGAAUCCACCGUGGUAGAUACUAUUCGUGCUGCUGCUCAAGCAUUUUCCCAAGGCGGGGCAACUUCUGGGACAAGCUGCGAGCUACAAGCAAGAUUUCUUAAUAAUAUCGCCACCAAGCUUUCCCAGCGGAGGAGGAAUGAUGCUCCAGCGCUACCAAAUCUUCCAAACAUGGAUAACCAUGCAAGCACUAAUCACAAUGAGCUGGAUUCAACCAGGUUUUCUUUUCUGCCUCUAGAAACCAGCCAAUUCGUGCCGCAGUCCCUUGAACAACCCAACCCCGACGUAUUUAUAUUCCAUCCUGCUGACCUUGACCCCUUUUUUACAGACGACUGCGCAUGGGCAGAUAUAAUGUCAAGUACUGCUUUUAACACUCAAAAUAAUGCAAUAUUAGCGUAAACAUUCCUUGUUCGCGAAAUAAGAACCCAUAUAUUGGCAAAGUUCUAC
This is a messenger RNA of Trichoderma asperellum CBS 433.97, 1984 nucleotides long. RefSeq lists its product as uncharacterized. Gene Ontology annotation, molecular function: DNA-binding transcription factor activity, RNA polymerase II-specific; transcription cis-regulatory region binding; zinc ion binding. Gene Ontology annotation, biological process: regulation of DNA-templated transcription; DNA-templated transcription. Gene Ontology annotation, cellular component: nucleus. Lineage: Eukaryota; Fungi; Ascomycota; Sordariomycetes; Hypocreales; Hypocreaceae. The record is from RefSeq and is a predicted model, not a curated record.